This is a messenger RNA of Alnus glutinosa, 2458 nucleotides long. Its product is annotated as GTPase ERA-like, chloroplastic. Gene Ontology annotation, biological process: ribosomal small subunit assembly. The transcript has 10 exons. Gene Ontology annotation, molecular function: rRNA binding; GTP binding; ribosomal small subunit binding. The record is from RefSeq and is a predicted model, not a curated record. Lineage: Eukaryota; Viridiplantae; Streptophyta; Magnoliopsida; Fagales; Betulaceae. The coding region runs from base 81 to 1352 and encodes 423 amino acids.
GUUUUUGUGAACCGGUUGUGAAGAUUAGUGAAAGGAGCCGAAAGACGCAAAGUGCCAACAGUAACUGCAGAGCUCCAAAAAUGGAGCUAGCUCUACACACCUAUCCAAUGCUUCCCGGAGAUAAACUGGUCCUUACCCAUUACUCCCACAUCGAUAAAUUCCUCACCGCCCCAUUCAGCACCAAAAUUCCGUUGCCCCAUUUCACUAGAAACCGAUUCCGGCAAUCCCGUUUCCACUUCCAAACCCGUAGCACUUCCAGGAACAGGAACAACAACCGAAGCCUUAUCUUGUCAGAGGAACAGUAUGAUUCUGAAGAGGAUGCAGAGACGACAUCGUAUUCGGAGGACGAGUCUUCGUUCUUGUCUCUGAGUGUGAAGCCUGACAGGAACAUGGCCUUGCUCGACGACUAUGAGAUGGAGGAGCUUGACUAUACCUCAGACCCCAACCAUCGUAGCGGUUAUGUGGCUGUACUUGGCAAGCCAAAUGUCGGAAAGAGUACACUUUCAAACCAGAUGAUAGGCCAAAAACUUUCAAUAGUUACAGAUAAACCUCAAACUACGAGGCACCGAAUUCUUGGUAUAUGUUCUGGCCCACAGUAUCAGAUGGUGCUUUAUGACACACCUGGUGUUAUUGAGAAGAAAAUGCACAAGUUGGACUCUAUGAUGAUGAGGAAUGUUCGAAGCGCUGCCGUCAAUGCAGACUGUGUACUUGUCCUUGUUGAUGCAUGUAAAGUGCCCCAAAAAAUUGAUGAAGUGUUAGAAGAAGGUGUAGGAAACCUCAAAGAUAAACCACCCACUUUGCUGGUUUUGAAUAAGAAAGACAUGAUUAAACCGGGUGAAAUUGCAAAGAAACUGGAGUGGUAUGAGAAAUUUACAGAUGUAGAUGAGGUUAUACCUGUGAGUGCAAAAUAUGGUCAUGGAGUGGAAGAUAUCAAGGACUGGAUACUAUCAAAACUUCCUGUUGGACCACCUUAUUAUCCAAAGGAUAUUGUUAGUGAGCACCCAGAAAGAUUCUUCAUAUCUGAAAUUGUUAGAGAAAAGAUCUUUAUGCAAUACCGUAAUGAAGUUCCUUAUGCAUGUCAGGUGAAUGUAGUGAGCUAUAAAGCGAGGCCAACUGCAAAAGAUUUUAUACAAGUAGAAAUUGUUGUUGAACAGAAUUCGCAGAAGAUCAUCCUCAUUGGGAAAGAAGGGAAGGCUCUGAAACUACUUGCAACAGCUGCCCGGCUUGACAUCGAAGACUUCUUACAGAAGAAGGUCUUUCUUGAGGUUGAAGUGAAAGUGAAGGAGAAUUGGCGGCAAGAUGAAGGGCUGUUGAAGUACUAUGGCUAUGGAGGCCAAAUUCGAGCGCUAUGACUAGCCUCCUCCUUAUUGUCUUCUAUCCACAAUGGAAUAUUCUGAAUAUAAGGGCCCAAUAGAUCUGUCUGUCAAUGUCUCUUGUUAGCAACUCAAGACUUGAAGCCGAUAUUUGGUAGCUGAUUUGCCAGCAGGCUUUCGUAGGGUUCAUGGGCCGGUCUUACAGAGUGAAGACGACACCAUUUGAGGCUUUGCUUAUUUAAUUACAUUUAUCAGCCAUUCGUUUUCUGUUCAUGUGAUCUGAUCGUGUCAUUUUCAAUGAACGGCCAUACAUCUCAUGUCACAUGUCGGAAGAGAGUUGGAUCCGCAGCUCACUAAUUAAUGUCAGUUACAGAGUGAAGUUUGAGAGAGAGAGAGAGAGAGAGAGAGGUAUUCUUGAGGGGUUUUUUUUUUCGUUCCUAAUUAACUACCUUCAACGUGGUGUAUUCUUAAGGCCAUUGAAUUCAGGUGUUCUUAUCUUUUAAUGUUUGAGGAGAGUGAAGAGCUAACCAAAGGAUGACAAUGGUAAGAGAAUGAGGGGAGAGUAAAUGCUUUCUUUUCUUAAUUCUUUGAGUUGAUUACUUGCCAAAAGUUAUUAAUUCCUUUGUUUUUGUCUAUUUUUUCCUUCAUUUAAGAAUCUCCAUUUGAAUUACAGAAUGACAUCUCUCUAAAAACUAAUAUGCAUCUUUGGAAAACUCCAAAAAAGAAGCAUGAAUGUUGAAGCUAUAAGAUACUCCCACACGGCCGCUCAGUAGAGCAGUAAAAGCCAAAAACAGGUGAAAGAUCAUAGAUUGCAAUGGCCUACGAGAUCUGUGGAACCCAAGCCCAGAAAAAAGAGACAGCAUUGGUGGAACCAUAAAGAGGGCAUCAGAUGCUGCUCCUCACAUGGGUUUAGCUAUCAAACCCUCCAAGUUCUGCCGCGUGGUAGAUUAGAUAGAGACAUCAAAGCAAUAGAAAUCACCAAAAAUAGAAAAAAAGCAAUGAAAAGUGGUCACUGUUUCGAAUACAAUUUCUUUGGUCUUUACAUUGGGGAAGCUUACAAACGAUUGCAGAGAUUGAGAAUGCAGAGACCAGAGAACAUGCACAUUUUUUGUUUCUUCUCUAUACAAUAAAUGAGUUCAAUACAA